Messenger RNA from Lolium rigidum, 567 nucleotides. RefSeq names its product transcriptional regulator SUPERMAN-like. The coding region runs from base 1 to 567 and encodes 188 amino acids. The record is from RefSeq and is a predicted model, not a curated record. The transcript has a single exon. NCBI's taxonomy places the organism in Eukaryota, Viridiplantae, Streptophyta, Magnoliopsida, Poales, Poaceae. Gene Ontology annotation, molecular function: DNA-binding transcription factor activity.
AUGGAAAAGGCCCCGCCGUCGUGGUUGUAUGUCCAGGCAGCGGCGGUACCGAAUCUGUCUCUGGCGCUUGGGUCGGCGGGAAGCGGCCGAGACGGUGACGGGGAGGCGGCGCCGACGGCGCGCGUGGACGGCAAGACGGUGCGGCUGUUCCAGUGCCUCUUCUGCGACAAGACGUUCCUCAAGUCGCAGGCGCUGGGCGGCCACCAGAACGCGCACCGCAAGGACCGCCUCUUCAACGACCCUUACCUCAGCGAGCCCUACGGCGACGGCGCAUUCGGAGGCGCCACGCAGUUCGCCGUGGGAUCGCCCAGCGGGCCGCAGUGCGAUUCUGCCGCCGUGAGGUCCAUGCGCACUUCCAUCGCCUCGCACGGCGGUGGUGCGGCGGCGCCGACCCCAGCCACUGACGCCUGCAGGCUCGAGAGGUGGGGCGGCGGUGCUCCGCGCUUCGCGGAGCGCGCGGUGCUACUGGCCCCAUCUGCCUCUGCCCGCAACGACGUGGUGGUUCGGUCAAGGGCCUCCGUCGGCAGCGGCGCAGGCGAGCCGCUGGACCUGGAGCUGCGCCUCUAG